GAGGUAGAAGCUGAAGCGGAAGCUAAAGCUGAAUAUGUUUGAAUGAAAAUGUUGCGAAGCCGUUCGAUCCACAAGUAUUUGAGCGCGGCGAUGCUUCGAAUAUCUCCUCCUCCUUACUCACCAACGGCUUCGGCUUCUAGUAGACAAUUCUCCCGCGCAAACCCUUGCUUUGUGGCGCCAGACUCUCCUCAUUCUCUCUCCACUACAAGAACCCUAAAUUUCCAGCGAAAUGUUAUUCCCUUGAUACCAAAGCUUAGAAACCACAGUUUCAGUUCCAACCGUGCUGUCUUCUUUACUGUUCGAUGCCUCUCUUCGACUCCUUCUGCAAGCACAUUGGACUGGAAUGAACCAGUUUCGUGCUCCGAGAUUGGCGAUGGAUAUAACAGCAAAGUAAACGACGACGUAAACGUGGAGGAGACGACGCCAUCCAUUCCUGUUAGAGCUUAUUUCUUCUCCACAAGUGUUGAUUUGAGAAGCUUAGUUGAUCAGAAUAAAGCCAAUUCCAUUCCACCUACUUCCCGCAUGACCAAUUAUGUGGUCCUUAGAUUUGGAGUCACUAAAUUUGAUGCAAAUGGAUCAGAGGCUAGCUUAAGUGGGAGUGACUGCUGUUAUAUGGUAGUUUUUCAAUAUGGAUCUAUAGUGUUGUUUAAUGUACGUGAUCAUGAGAUUGAUGGCUAUUUGAAGAUUGUAGAAAGACAUGCUUCAGGAUUGCUUCCAGAAAUGAGAAAGGAUGAGUAUGAGGUGAGGGAGAAGCCAACUUUACACACAUGGAUGCAUGGUGGUUUGGAUUACAUAAUGUUGCAGCAUUUGAACAUUGAUGGAAUUCGUACCAUUGGUAGUGUGCUUGGUCAAAGUAUUGCUCUUGAUUACUAUGUUCGCCAGGUUGAUGGAAUGGUUGCUGAAUUUACUGACAUAAAUCGUGGGAUGGAAAAAACUGGCACCUUUACCAUGGAAAGGAAAAAACUUUUUCAAUUAGUGGGAAAGGCAAAUUCAAACCUAGCUGAUGUGAUUCUUAAACUUGGACUUUUUGAGAGAUCAGACAUCGCUUGGAAGGAUGCUAAGUAUGCUCAAAUAUGGGAGUUUCUUCGGGAUGAGUUUGAAUUGACUCAGAGAUUUGCAAGCCUUGAUUUUAAAUUGAAAUUUGUGGAGCAUAAUAUUCGUUUUCUUCAAGAAAUUCUUCAAAACAGGAAAUCGGAUUUUCUGGAGUGGCUUAUCAUCAUAUUAAUUGGUGCUGAGAUUCUCAUCUCUGUUUAUGAUAUCGCACAUAAAUCAGCAAUAACUUCGCUCUAGCCUUUUAAGGUGCUCAAAAUGAAAUUAAAUGAGAUUCAGAUUGAAGGUGAGACUGUUCACUGUGUAUUGAAAUUUUGCUGCUUUUUGCAGCUUACUGUGCAUAUCUUUUUUAGACUUUGGUCAAUUUUCAGAAUCCACUUGUAGACUUUAAUGCAGAGAAUCUGUUGGUGCUCAUGUUUCAUUUUGUGUCAAGGAUUCUAAAUUUGUAAAUAUUUGAGAUUUUAUAGAAAUUUUCCUCUCCUCCAAAGAAGAGAGGGUAAAAAAGCAUUUGUUCUUUA
Molecule: messenger RNA, 1568 nt
Organism: Telopea speciosissima
Lineage: Eukaryota; Viridiplantae; Streptophyta; Magnoliopsida; Proteales; Proteaceae
Product: protein RETARDED ROOT GROWTH-LIKE-like
Exons: 7
Coding region: 43-1290 (415 amino acids)
Source: RefSeq, a predicted model, not a curated record